AUCCAACAAGCCUCCGUCGCUGAGACGCGCCGCGCGUAAUUACCACGCGUGAGCCUCCUCAAAGACUCGCGGACAGAGCCACUUCGCGAUCUCGCUCCGUGACGCGCCAUAUCUCAAUUCUAGAGCAGUUCCUAAAGUUUCUCAAUCCUAAGCGGAUACCGCGCGUCGCGGCGUCAUCGUGACCGCUAAGUACAAUUUCUAAAAAAAAUGGGUUGCUGCGCGGGCAAGCUCCAGUUCCACAAGGAGACGAAGCGCCAGGACAAGAAUGAGUACCUCGCCGCGGCGCGCGCAGAAGACGCCGGACGUGUAUUGCCGGGCGCGCGUCGCGGGCGGGCCGCCGCAGGACUGCCGCGACUGGUGGAAGACCAAGACCGUCCAGAACUCGGUCGCGCCGCAGUGGGACGCCGAGUUCACGCAAGCGUUGGCCGCACCGGAGCUCUGUGUUGUGGUAUUGGAGUGCUGGGACGACGACACCGUGACGGGCGACGACUUCCUCGGCACCGUCGCCGUGCCCCUGUCCGAGGUGACGUCAGGGAAGCAACUCGACUUGCCUCUACUGGCCGCGACGCUCGCGCCGUGGCCGCGGAAGCACGGCGCGCCGUCCCUCCAAGUGACCUUUGAUUUGGUUCUUAUUGCGGCGUCCCGAGCUGCCUUCAUACGCGCACGAGACCCCGCCACGCCGUCGCCGCGACACUCGCCACGCAGGUCUAUGCCGACGCGCGCGGCCCCUCGGGAGGGCUCGCCUGA
Pelagomonas calceolata is the source of this 747-nucleotide messenger RNA. The record is from the annotation of a GenBank genome assembly. NCBI's taxonomy places the organism in Eukaryota, Pelagophyceae, Pelagomonadales, Pelagomonadaceae.